AUGGCUUCUCUCUCCGCCGCCGCAGCCGCCGGAACAGCCGCCGCCCGCUUCCUCCCCGCCGCCUCCGCUAGGCUCUCACUCCGCUCCUCGCUCGCUCUCAGCUCCGCCUCCAUCAGAUCGUCUCCUGUUCUUACUCGCCGUUUACUUCAACAGAAAAGCACUCUGCGAGGGUUUUCGUUUUCGAGCCGGAGAAUUUGUUAUUCGACUGUGGCGUCGCCGAAAUGCGCGGCGUCGGUCCCCGAGCAGGUCAAGAGUGCUCGUGAAGAUAUAAAGGAGCUGCUUAAGACUAAGUUCUGUCACCCUAUUAUGGUUCGACUGGGUUGGCACGAUGCAGGUACAUAUAACAAGAAUAUUGAGGAGUGGCCAAAGAGGGGAGGUGCUAAUGGAAGUUUAAGAUUUGAAAUAGAACUUAACCAUGGAGCAAAUGCUGGGCUUGUCAAUGCUCUUAAACUUCUUCAGCCCAUCAAGGACAAGUAUUCUAGUGUGACCUAUGCAGACUUGUUUCAAUUGGCUAGUGCUACUGCUAUAGAGGAAGCUGGGGGACCCAAAAUCCCUAUGAAGUAUGGGAGAGUAGACGUAACUGGACCUGAACAAUGCCCAGAAGAAGGAAGGCUCCCAGAUGCUGGUCCUCCUUCACCUGCUGCUCAUUUGCGUGAUGUCUUUUACCGUAUGGGAUUGAACGAUAAGGAAAUAGUUGCUCUUUCGGGUGCACACACUCUUGGAAGGUCAAGGCCUGAUCGUAGUGGGUGGGGCAAACCUGAGACUAAAUAUACGAAAGAUGGACCAGGAGCCCCUGGAGGACAAUCAUGGACAGUGCAGUGGCUAAAGUUCGAUAAUUCCUACUUUAAGGAUAUCAAAGAAAAAAGGGAUGAAGAACUGUUAGUUUUACCGACAGAUGCUGUUCUGUUUGAGGAUCCUUCAUUCAAGGAAUAUGCCGAGAAAUAUGCUGUCGAUCAGGAUGCAUUUUUCAAGGAUUAUGCUGAAGCUCAUGCUAACCUUAGCAAUCUUGGAGCUAAAUUUGACCCGCCUGAGGGCUUCUCAUUAGAUGGCAGUAGCCCAGUUGAUCAUAAGCCAUGA
Striga hermonthica is the source of this 1077-nucleotide messenger RNA. The record is from the annotation of a GenBank genome assembly. NCBI's taxonomy places the organism in Eukaryota, Viridiplantae, Streptophyta, Magnoliopsida, Lamiales, Orobanchaceae.